This is a messenger RNA of Aspergillus sclerotioniger CBS 115572, 1996 nucleotides long. RefSeq names its product sugar porter family MFS transporter. Bases 185 to 1885 code for a protein of 566 amino acids. Gene Ontology annotation, cellular component: plasma membrane. The record is from RefSeq and is a predicted model, not a curated record. Gene Ontology annotation, biological process: transmembrane transport; carbohydrate transport. Gene Ontology annotation, molecular function: carbohydrate:proton symporter activity. The transcript has 4 exons. Lineage: Eukaryota; Fungi; Ascomycota; Eurotiomycetes; Eurotiales; Aspergillaceae.
AGACGAGUCCCUUCUUGCUACCAGACAAAGGAACAAAAGGAACUGGAAGUCCAGUUCUUAUCAUGACAUCAUGGAACCAUCAUGUCCACGUUCCCCCCGAGUCUAUAUAUUUUCAUUCUGACCUUCUCUUAUCACCACUCAGCCUCAGAAAUCACGUCUGGCGCAUUAAUACGGACAUUGCAAAAUGAGACUACCCAACUUUAAAGUACCUCGUGCGAGGCCAGAGAACCAUUUCAAUGGCGAUACCCUGCCGCAAGAGGUGCCACCCACCAAUCCAAAUCAUGAAAAGUCCGGAGAAGUGAUUGUGGAUACGCCGAUUCCCCUACUUACGUGGCGCUCAUUCUUGAUGGGUAUUUUCGUGUCAAUGGGCGGCUUUCUUUUCGGGUACGACACUGGCCAAAUCUCCGGCUUCCUGGAGAUGAAAAAUUUCCUCCAACGAUAUGGUGAACAGCGCUCUGAUGGCACAUACUAUUUCACCAACGCCCGUUCGGGUUUAAUUGUCGGCCUGUUAUCGAUCGGUACUCUGAUCGGCGCGUUGAUCGCUGCACCUAUCGCAGAUCGCAUUGGCCGAAAAUGGUCCAUCAGCUGCUGGAGCAUUAUGGUAUGCGUGGGCAUCACCAUCCAAAUAUCCUCACCCUUCGGGAAGUGGUACCAGGUCGCCAUGGGCCGAUGGGUGGCAGGUCUCGGUGUUGGGGCCUUGUCCUUGCUUGUCCCCAUGUACCAAGCAGAAACUGGACCGCGACAUAUUCGUGGUUCGCUCGUCAGUACCUACCAACUAUUCAUCACCCUCGGAAUCUUCGUCGCCAACUGCAUCAACUACGGCACCGAGGCAAGAACCGACACAGGAUCCUGGCGGAUUCCCAUGGGAGUCACCUACAUCUGGGCCAUCAUCCUGGGGGUUGGAAUUUCAAUGUUCCCCGAAAGUGCCCGAUUUGACUACAGACACGGCAAAGAGGACAAAGCGGCCAAUACCCUGGCAAAGAUGUACGGGAUCCCGAGAAACCAUCGCAUGCUCAAGCUCGAAAUCGACGAGAUCAGGCAAAAGUUCGAGGAAGAAAAAGCGCGCGGACAAAUAACCUGGGGCCAUUUAUUCCGCGCCCCCCGCAUGGGAUAUCGUGUGGCGGUUGGCGUUGCCCUCCAAGCAUUGCAGCAACUCACCGGCGCCAAUUACUUCUUCUACUACGGCACGACCAUCUUCCAAGGCGCCGGGAUCCAAAACAGCUACGUAACCCAGAUGAUCCUGGGCGGAGUGAAUUUCGGAACGACAUUCUUGGGUCUCUACCUGAUUGAAAACUACGGUCGUCGUCGAUCUCUAAUAGCCGGAGCUUUGUGGAUGUUCGUCUGCUUCAUGGUCUUUGCCUCAGUCGGCCACUUCUCCUUGGACCACCAAAACCCCGAACGGACACACACAGCUGGUGUAGUCAUGGUCGUUUUCGCUUGUCUCUUCAUCCUUGGCUUCGCCUCAACCUGGGGUCCAAUGGUCUGGACCAUCAUCGCCGAGCUCUAUCCCUCCGAAUUUCGCGCCCGCGCCAUGUCCCUCGCCACCGCAUCCAACUGGCUGUGGAACUUCCUUCUGGCAUUUUUCACCCCCUUCAUCACCAGCGCCAUCGACUUCCGUCUCGGCUACGUCUUCGCAGGCUGCCUGUUCCUCGCCGCAGGCCUAGUCUACGUCGCUGUCAUCGAAGGUCGCGGUCGCACACUGGAGGAGAUCGACACCAUGUACGUGAUGAAAGUGAAGCCCUGGAAGAGCUCCAAAUUCGAGUUUCCGGACCUGGCUCCAUACGAUCGCAGGGGCUCGGCGUCCUCGAAAGCCGAGGCAUCUCAUAUUGCCCGACUAAGUGCGGGGAAUGAGACGGCAACAAGCUCUCAAAGGAUGGAUGUGUAGAUUUCAGCCUCACGGAGAGUGAGUGAGCUGAAGACCAUGGAAUAUGUGGUUUACUAUCUAUCUCUGACACAUUGAACGUUCAUUGUACUAUCUACAUUCGUUGUCUAAUUU